Messenger RNA from Chara braunii, 1179 nucleotides. NCBI's taxonomy places the organism in Eukaryota, Viridiplantae, Streptophyta, Charophyceae, Charales, Characeae. The record is from the annotation of a GenBank genome assembly.
UUUUGGAGUGAUUUACAGAAAUUUAUUUUUCUGUUUGAUUAGGUGUCUACAGUCCAUCAGUGGGACAGGGGAUUGUAUGUAUAUUGCUUGAUUGUUCUACCCCUGUUCCCACUCUCCCUACCCCCCUGUAUUCUGUGAACACCGGCACCUCUCAAGUACCGCAUCAGUUCAGACUGAUGUCGAUGGAACAGGACACCGGGGCACUGCCACGGCGCACUGCCAGGAUCGCAGUUCGUGCCCGCCCUGCGGUACCUCCAAGACCCAAGAGAUUCAGCAGACGGACGACUCCAGCGGCAUCAAGUACGGCAUUGACAGUACAAGACACCACCGGAGAUCUUCCCGCAUGCCAGGUCCGAGAGGCCAGCGAGCCUUUGGCUGACUAUCGUGAGCGGCUACAGGCAUUUACAGACGCUGUAGCCGCCGCCGAGGCUCAGCAGGCUGCGGCAGAGGCAGAACGUCAGCGGCUGGCCAAUGAGGCGGCAGCCGAAGCUCAGCGGACAACUGAGACUGACGAAGCGGCACGAAACAGACGGAAUGCCGCCAGCACGGAGUCCCUGAUUGCUAGUGAGCAUCAGUGGACAACCGUACUCCAAGGCAUGAUCUUUGUGCCUACGGAAACGCAGGCGGAGCCCACACAGGCGGAGGCAGAGAGAAGUAACCUGGCUACCGUGAUGUUGAACGUAAUGAGGGGAGUAAUGUGGAACAACAAACUACUGCAGGCACACCUGCACGCGGAACGACAGAUAAGACAGCAGUAUCAGCAAGACCUGGCCGCUGUAACGGCCGACGUCCGCAACGCAGCAAUGCAGCAGCAGCAACAGCAACAGCUGAUGAACUCUACCAUCGCACGCAUCAACGGCAUUGAGGCCAAGGCCUCAGCAGCGCCAGGCUGCACGACGGACGCGACGAAGCAAAUCAACGAACGCAUCGAUCACGUCGUCACCAUCAUCAGCGACAUAGGUGUUUUCAACGGACCGAACACGAUCAGCAGCACGGUGGCCGCCMUCAAGACGGACAUCACCAAGCUACAUACGAGACCGGACGCCGCUACAAAGACGUUCAAGAUGCCGCACUUCGACAUCUGCAAGUUCGACGACUACAACAAGUCGGACGCUUUGACAUGAAGCGUCAUGCCGCACUGUCCCGGCGAACGACAUGUUAAAGGCACUCUAUUUGCAA